Molecule: messenger RNA, 4659 nt
Organism: Musca domestica (house fly)
Lineage: Eukaryota; Metazoa; Arthropoda; Insecta; Diptera; Muscidae
Gene: bab2
Product: protein bric-a-brac 2
Exons: 5
Coding region: 709-4311 (1200 amino acids)
Biological process (GO): regulation of transcription by RNA polymerase II
Cellular component (GO): nucleus
Molecular function (GO): DNA binding; protein binding
Source: RefSeq, a predicted model, not a curated record
ACCACAAUCGAGUUUCAUUCAUGGCACACAACGUCAGUUCACAUUCAACCGUCGUCUCCGUCGUGUGUAACAACAGUUUUGUUUUGUAAGACUGUGUUGUGUGUCAAAUCAAAUGGCUGGGUACUGUGUGUAAAUUAAGCCGCCUGCCACACACAGAGCUCUCGUUGUAGCGCAACCAACCAAGAAAGCAAAGAAAAAAUAAAAACAACAAAGUAACGCGAGUGCAAGUGCAGUUAAUGUUGAGUUCUUUUUUUUUGUAUUUAAUUAAUAACUAAAUUAAAUGAAUUAAAAAUAAAUAAACAACAAGAGGAAGAAAGAAAAAAAAAAAAACAAACAAAAACUGAAAACAAACAAUUUGUGAAGAAAAUUAAAUUUCAAAAGAAAAUUGUGAAAAAGAAAAAUUCGUGUUUGUGGAGAAAGAAAUAUAAAGAAGAAAAACAAAACGGAUUGUUAUGAAAAAAAUAAUAAUUUUUUGAAAAAGAAAAACUGGGUGAUUUUUUGGAAAAAUUUGUGUUUAAAAAAAAACUGAAAAAGUCAAAACAAUUGAAAAUAAAAAAAAAAUAAAACAUUUACGCAGUGGAAAAUCAUAAACAAAAGAAAUUCAAAGCAUCUACUCCCUAUUCUAUCCCACUAAAUGACCUCCCAUAAAAUGCCCCCUGGCAAAUUGGGAAUAGAAAACUGAGAUAUAUAACCCCACCCAAUAAAAGGAUGGAUUUUACAAAAGAUAUUUUAGAUUUUACCCUAAAAGUAGAACGUGGCGAAAUGGAUCUCGGUGAGAGUACGAAACCCAUGAUGCCAGAGGCAAAUGAUUUCAAUAUGUUCAGUGAGCCGUCUAACUGUCCAGAACAACAGCAAGUAGAAGAACAACAAGCGCAGGCUACACAAUCAGAGACAAAUGAUAAAACAAAUACAAAAACAACAACUACAAAUGAAACAGAAACCACAACAGCAACAACAACAAUGAAAACUCCUCCCGAAGUAAUGGCAAAACCCACAACACCCCAACUAAUUGAGAGUGUGGCCACACAGGAGAGCAGUGUUAAGCCAACCAUGAGUGGUGAUAUAUCACCCCCACCCAGACCCCUGACUUCCAGUGAGGUGGUGGGUUUCACAAAUGCAAUUGAGGAUCCUGAAAUGCAACUGGAUGCCACGGUGGCAUUGAACAAAUCACGAUCAUUGCCAGCCUCUCCCAACCACUUGGCCCCUACCCACUUAGGGGAGCUGUUUGGUUUUGCAGCCAUGAAGUCAUUGGAUGCUCCCACCACCAAAAUUCCCGAUACCCUUGAGGAGAGGCUGCUCACAAACCUAAUACCCAAAGUAUUGCCCAAGGCUGCAAGCAAAGCCUUGCCAGAACCUGGCCGCAACAAUCAACAAUUCUGCCUGCGCUGGAAUAACUAUCAAAGCAACCUGACCAAUGUCUUCGAUGAGCUGCUGCAAAAUGAAUCAUUUGUGGAUGUCACCCUGGCCUGUGAGGGCCACUCCAUAAAGGCCCAUAAAAUGAUUUUAUCCGCCUGUUCGCCAUAUUUCCAAGCCUUGUUCUAUGACAACCCCUGUCAACAUCCCAUUGUCAUUAUGCGUGAUGUGCGAUGGCAGGAGCUUAAGGCCUUGAUGGAGUUCAUGUACAAGGGUGAGAUAAAUGUUAGUCAGGAUCAAAUCAAUCCUCUACUAAAGGUGGCCGAAAUGUUGAAAAUUCGAGGUUUGGCCGAGGUUAGCAGUACGCAGGGAAUGGGUUCCCAGGUAUUGCCCGGACAUCGUCCCAUGUAUCAGGAGGAUGAAGAGGAGGAGGAGGAGCAGGACGACGAUGAGGGAAAUAAUAAUGAUGAUCAGGAUGCUUCGCCGAAUGCCAAGCGAAGAAAAAUCCAGGUGUCACAGAGAAUGGCCACAGCACCUGUGGAAGAAGUUAUGAAUAUGGCGGAGCAGAGAAUGCGUAAACGUUCUCGCGAUGGUUUUUUUGUGCAGGAUGGUAGGAUGACACCCAAGAGUCCGGGGAAUAAUAAUAAUAACAAUAAUACACGAAAUCUAGGGGAUUUAUCUGGGCCACAGCUAAAGGACAAGGAAAGUUGUGGGGUUUCACCACCCGUCAAUCCCGGCUCUAUAACCACUUCGACCAUUGUACGCAAUCCCUUUGCUUCCCCCAAUCCUUUGGGCACCACAACGCCCCUGGAUGAUACAACAGCCUUAAAUGCAUCUUCCUCCUCCACCUCCUCCUGCAGAGAGGGAGCGGGCUCAGCUUCUGGCUCCCACUUAAAUUCAGCUCAAACUGCGUCCCCCUCCAUUGCUGCUUCCUCCAACACAAAUCCCGUAGCCUUACAGUAUCGUCCAUCAGGCGAGCGUAGCUGUUCCCCGCCCCUGAUGACCCCCACACAUGUUGGCAGUAGAUCUGCCAGUGUUGGUGGUAACACCGCCACACCCUCCUCCUUGCCCUCGCCCUCAAGUAAUUCCUCGGGACCACCACCACCGCCGCCCAUUUCAAUACAUCCCCAUCCGGCAGCAGCUGCAGUGGCCGCUGCCGCCCUGGCAAAUCCUCAUCAUCCGCAUCACCAUGCCGCCGCAGCGGCUCAACAAUUGGCCGCCCAACAUCAGCAACUGCAGGCCGCUGCCCAUUCCCAUGCCAUGGCCAGUGCCUUGGGGGCCUCAUUGGCAGCGGCAGCAGCAGGAGCUUCCACAACAGCCAGUAAUCCCGCAGGAGCCAGUUCUUCACAUCACGAUGAUAUGGAAAUUAAACCGGAAAUAGCCGAAAUGAUAAGAGAAGAGGAGAGGGCAAAAAUGAUUGAAAGCGGACAUCCUUGGAUGGCUGGGGCCACAACGUCUUCGGUAACUGCAGAUAGCUAUCAAUAUCAAUUGCAAUCCAUGUGGCAAAAAUGUUGGAAUACUAAUCAGCAGAACCUGGUGCAACAAUUGAGAUUUCGUGAGCGCGGCCCAUUAAAAUCUUGGCGUCCGGAGGCCAUGGCCGAAGCCAUAUUCAGUGUACUGAAGGAGGGUUUAUCGCUGUCACAGGCUGCCCGGAAAUACGAUAUACCAUAUCCAACGUUUGUCCUGUACGCCAAUCGUGUCCACAAUAUGUUGGGCCCCUCGCUGGACGGUGGCACCGAUCCCCGACCGAAGGCCCGUGGCCGCCCGCAGCGUAUACUGUUGGGCAUGUGGCCGGAGGAGUUGAUACGUUCCGUUAUCAAAGCUGUGGUAUUUCGUGAUUAUCGUGAAAUCAAAGAGGAGAUGGGUGGUUUGCCGUUUGCCAACGGACAGGCUCAUGCGGCCGCCUUGUUCGGUGCCUCUCCAGGUGCAGGAUCAGCUGCCUCGGCUGCCAAUGGCUAUCACAGUGCUGCCAAAUUGGCAGCACAAUCUGCCGCUGCAAUGGGUGGCCAUCAAGACUCGCCGAGUCCGCUGUCAUCGAUGACGGAGAAUUUGCGACGCCAAAUAUUGUCACAACAACAACAAUCACCCAUUAAUCCAGCUAUGAAUAUCUACAAAGCUCCAGCCUAUGUACAGCGAUCCGAGAUUGAAGAUCCCAUGAUGGCGGCUGGUAAGCAACACUCAGCCAGUGGGGCUGGAGUUGCUGGCAGUGCGGCAGGUGUUGCUGGAGAUCGACGUGGUUCUGAGAAUUUACCCGAUUUAAGUGCUUUAGGUUUGAUGGGUCUGCCCGGCAUGAAUGUCAUACCCACAGCUGGGGGAACGGGUUCAGGUUCCAGUGGCCGCUCCAAUCAUAUGCAUUCGAAUGCGGCAGCUGCGGCCUUUAGCCGUGAUUUGGAAAGGGAGCGGGAACGGGAGCGUAAUCGUGAAAGAGAAAGGGAGCAUCGUGAACGAGAGAGGGAGCGGGAACGGGAGAGGGAAAGAGAACGUGAGCGUGAACGAGAAUUAAAGGAGGCCAUGCAGGCCCGCCAGUAUUGCAAUCAAUCACGAGGCUCUGCCUCGGGUGCUUCAUCCGCAGCCGAUAUGCAGAAAUCCGGUGGCAGCAUCUCACCUUAUACCCAUCAGCAUAUGAAAAAUAACAAGGACCAAAUGGCUGUAAACUAUGCCUAUAACAAACGCUUCCUGGAAAAUUUACCACCCGGUAUUGAUUUUGAGGCCAUUGCCAAUGGUUUGCUGCAAAAAUCCUCAGCAGCAGCAGCUGCAGCAGCGGCGGCGGCAGCCUCCUCAACGGCCGCAAAUAAAAGUCCGCGUUUUGAGGAUUUUUUCCCCGGACCCGAUAUGAGUGAGCUGAUAGCCAAUGCUGAGGCCUCAUCGGCCAGUGCACAAUUUCCCGCCCAACGUGAGUACAAUUUGAUGAAAAUCAAAUUGGAACAGCAGCCGACAGAGGUGCAGCAUGAAGAUUGAAAUACCCAUACCAGCAGCAGCAACAACAACAAUGUCUAUGUGGCUGAUGAACCUUGGAAAGGAUCUCUGUAAGAGAUGGAUAUGAAGAUGUGAAAAUUUUUAAAUGUUGUUUUUAAUAAUUUUUUUAUUUAAUUUUUAAAUUUAUUUUAUAAAAAGAAAAAACAAAUCAUAUGACUGCUAUUUAUAUACAUACAUAGGUACAUAAAUACAUAUAUAUACAUAGAAAUAAUAAAAAUAAAUAAUUAAUUAAAUAUAAAUAUUUUAAAAUACAAAAUACAAUAAAAUUGCUUAUAAGGCAGACACCAACACAUACGCAUACAUACAUAACUACCCAACGUUGUAGAUGUA